Molecule: messenger RNA, 2553 nt
Organism: Closterium sp. Naga37s-1
Lineage: Eukaryota; Viridiplantae; Streptophyta; Zygnematophyceae; Desmidiales; Closteriaceae
Source: the annotation of a GenBank genome assembly
CUCACCUCUCCCUCUGGCCAGCUCACCUCUCCCUCUGGCCAGCUCACCUCUCCCUCUGGCCAGCUCACCUCUCCCUCUGGCCAGGUCACCUCUCCCUCUGGACAGCUCACCUCUCCCUCUGGCCAGCUCACCUCUCCCUCUGGCCAGCUCACCUCUCCCUCUGGCCAGCUCACCUCUCCCUCUGGCCAGCUCACCUCUCCCUCUGGCCAGCUCACCUCUCCCUCUGGCCAGCUCACCUCUCCCUCUGGCCAGCUCACCUCUCCCUCUGGCCAGCUCACCUCUCCCUCUGGCCAGCUCACCUCUCCCUCUGGCCAGCUCACCUCUCCCUCUGACCAGCUCACCUCUCCCUCUGGCCAGCCCACCUCUCCCUCUGGCCAGCCCACCUCUCCCUCUGGCCAGCCCACCUCUCCCCACCUUUCCCUCCGCCAUCAGUUCGGCCGGCCUCUACCUUUCCCCUCGCCUGACCUCUUCGCCACGCCUGUCACCACCAGUGCUCUGAGUGGCUCUGCUGCACCAGGGCAGAUCAUAGUGGCAGAGACAAGCCCGCUGCUGCUCAAUGCUGGCAGGGCGGCCGUGCGACUGAGCGUCAGCAGCCGAUGUGACAGGCCCAUUCAGGUGGGCAGCCACUACCACUUCGUCGAGACCAAUCCGCUGCUUUUCUUCGACCGCCAGCUGGCGUACGGUUACCACCUCAACAUCCUCCCCGGCACUGCUGUGCGCUUCGAGCCUGGCGAGACAAAGCAGGUGGUGCUGGUGGCGAUGGGGGGCAAGAAAGUGAUCCAGGGCGGCAACGGGAUAGCGAGUGGAGCAGUGGACGAGAGCAGGGCGGCCGAGGUGGCUGCUAAGGCUGUGGCCAUGGGAUUCGGACAUGUGCCAGAGGCCAAUGCACUCAAGGGCGCCGUGGGAACGGACGAGGCCCUGACAGUGCGAGUGGAGCGAGAGCGAUAUGCAGACGUGUUUGGCCCCACAGUGGGGGACAGGGUGCGGCUGGGAGACACAGCGCUGGUGGUGGAGGUGGAAAAGGAUUUUACAGUGCUGGGCGAUGAGUGCAAGUUCGGAGGGGGGAAGGUGCUGCGGGAAGGCAUGGGGCAGGCAACGGGAGUGAAGGCAGAGGACGCCCUGGACGUGAUAAUAACGAAUGCGCUUAUAGUGGAUCACUGGGGCAUUGUGAAAGCGGACGUGGGCAUCAAGGGCACGCGCAUCGCUGCCAUUGGGAAGGGCGGCAACCCGGAUGUGAUGGAUGGGGUGGACGAGAAUAUGGUGGUGGGGGUGACGACAGAGGUGAUAGCAGGCGAGGGGCUGAUACUCACAGCAGGAGGCAUCGACACUCACGUGCACUUCAUCUGCCCCCAACUGGCGGACGAGGCUAUCUGCAGCGGUCUGACGACGUUAGUGGGAGGAGGAACGGGGCCGGCACACGGCACGCUGGCCACCACAUGCACGCCAUCCCCCGACGCCAUGGCACUCAUGCUGCAAGCUACGGAUAAUAUGCCGCUCAACUUUGGGUUCACAGGGAAGGGCAACACGUCCAGCCCCGAGGGCCUCUUGGACAUCAUCAAAGCGGGAGCAAUUGGGUUGAAACUGCAUGAGGACUGGGGCACCACGCCUGCAGCCAUUGACACGUGCCUGAGUGUGGCGGAGCAGCAUGACGUGCAGGUGACGAUUCACACGGACACUCUCAACGAGUCAGCGUGUGUGGAGCAGACCAUUGCUGCCUUCAAGAACCGCACCAUCCACACCUACCACAGUGAGGGAGCAGGCGGGGGACAUGCACCGGACAUCAUCAGCAUCUGUGGGGAGAGCAAUGUGCUGCCUUCUUCCACCAAUCCCACUCGCCCUUUCACCACCAACACCAUUGACGAGCAUCUGGAUAUGCUGAUGGUGUGCCACCACCUGGACAGCAACAACAGGGAGGACGUGGCAUUCGCCGAGUCGCGAAUCCGGGCGGAGACCAUCGCAGCAGAGGACAUACUCCACGACAUGGGGGCAAUCAGCAUGAUGUCAUCCGAUUCCCAAGCCAUGGGUCGCAUAGGCGAGGUCAUCACGCGCACAUGGCAAACCGCGCACAAGAUGAAGGUCCAGCGGGGACCUCUUAACGAGGAUAAAGAUUCUGAGGGGUUUGGCACCGCGCCGAAUGAUAAUUUCCGGGUGAAGCGAUACGUGGCAAAGUAUACGAUUAACCCGGCGAUCGCGCACGGGUUUUCGCACGUGGUGGGGUCGGUGGAGGUGGGGAAGCUUGCGGAUCUGGUGCUGUGGCGGCCGGCGUUCUUUGGCGCGAAGCCGGAGAUCGUGGUGAAGGGCGGCGCGAUUGCAUGGGCGCAGAUGGGCGAUGCUAACGCCAGCAUUCCAACCCCGGAGCCGGUCAUCAUGCGACCACAGUUUGCUGCAAGCGGCAAGGCAGUGGGUGGGCGCUGCUUGGCGUUCGUCAGCCAGGUGAGUUGUUGGGGGUGGGUGGGGUGGAGGGGUGGAGGGGUGAAGGGGUGGUGGGGUGGACGGGUGGAGGGGGUGGAGGGAGUGGAGGGUCCCACCUAUCAGUCCCACCUAUCAGUCUAA